CGCUUGUACAGCCACAAGUCCUCCCUUUACCGCCACAUGAAGUACGAGUGCGGUAAAGAGCCGCAGUUCCACUGCCCACUGUGCCCUCACCGAACUAAACAGAAGAGCAGCCUGGCCACACACAUCCGCCUCGUUCACCAAUGAGUUUGUGUCAAUUAGGGACAGGUGGCGUGUUCGACGUGGUGGGUGCCAGCGACUCGUUUCUGGUGGAGGACGUGGCUGACGCUCUUCGCGGCUGGGCCCGGUCCGCCAUGGAUCAGCCAGCCCCGGCACCCCUGUACAGUGGGCCGCAAGUGAGACCGGCGGUCACGCAGGGCGCCCAGUGCCAGGGCUGCGGGCGCGUGUACAGCCAGCGCUCCUCGCUCUACCGCCACCGCAAGUACGAGUGCGGCAAGGAGCCCCAGUUCCAGUGCCCCUAUUGCCCGCACCGCGCCAAACUCAGGGGGAACUUGGACACACACAUUCGAGGCACUCACGGAACGGCCCGGCCGCCAUGAGUGCGACCAUUCCACCGGACUGACCUGUAUAUUGAAAGGAAAAUACUGUCGGAAUGCGAUCUCAGUAAAAAUGCUUGAAAAUCGUU
This is a messenger RNA of Frankliniella occidentalis (western flower thrips), 583 nucleotides long. RefSeq names its product zinc finger protein 32-like. The transcript has 2 exons. The record is from RefSeq and is a predicted model, not a curated record. Bases 141 to 497 code for a protein of 118 amino acids. Lineage: Eukaryota; Metazoa; Arthropoda; Insecta; Thysanoptera; Thripidae.